Molecule: messenger RNA, 3130 nt
Organism: Ceratosolen solmsi marchali
Lineage: Eukaryota; Metazoa; Arthropoda; Insecta; Hymenoptera; Agaonidae
Product: anoctamin 1
Exons: 10
Coding region: 38-2950 (970 amino acids)
Biological process (GO): chloride transmembrane transport
Cellular component (GO): plasma membrane
Molecular function (GO): protein dimerization activity; chloride channel activity
Source: RefSeq, a predicted model, not a curated record
UUUUUGGCAUAUCGAUGAUAUUAUUUGGAAUGUUAAUAUGAGUGAACGAGUAGAUCAAUCGUUUGAUUCAGGUGCGCAAGAGACUGAGAGUGGUAGUUCUAACCAGUUACCCAGUACUUAUUAUUCAACUAGAAAUAGCUUCUGUUAUGAUUUUAAUAAUUCAACUUAUAAAGAAAAUGAUGAUAUUUUUUCUUUAAAUUGUACACCUACAAACGGUAAUCACAGGAUGAGGAAUGAAACGGAGGAAACAAUAUUAGGCGGAUCCUGUGAUGAACUUGGAAAAUCACUCAAUAGACAAUCUUGCGUGCUUUCAUUUUACGACGCUGUGUCCAGUUUGUAUUUUCGCGAUGGCAUUCGUUCGAUCGACUUUGUUAUCGUUUGGGAUGAGUUUGAUCAAGAAGCAUCGACAUACAGAUGUAACGAAAUGAGAAAGACUUUUGAAAGUAAUUUACAAAAAGAAGGACUACAUUUAGAAUACGAGUGCGAUGAAUUUAACGGUUUGCAUUUUAUUAAAAUUUCAACUCCUCGAGAAGUUUUAAGAAGAUAUUCAGAAAUUUUAAAGCUCAGAAUGCCAAUGAAAGAGGUGAAAGGACUGAAGAUACCACCAGCUCGCCAAAAUCUAUUUCUACAAGAAGUAAAUUCAUUCUUUAAAAAAAUCGUGAAUCGAUAUUACGUUAAUCCGGUAAUUUUUCCACCCAUGAAACAUAAAUUUACAGCUGUCUACAGUCGCGAUAAAGAGUAUUUAUUUGACAUCGAUUCACCUGACUUUUUUACGCCCGCAACUCGUUCGAGAAUAGUGCAAUUUGUAUUGGACAGAACAAGGUUUACCGUGGAUAAAGAGGAUGAUUUUGCAUUUGGAAUCGAGAGGCUUACAGCCGAGAAAGCAUACUCUGCUGCAUAUCCAUUACACGAUGGUACUUUAAAAACUACCGACUCAAUGCGUUACCUCUUAUAUACAGAAUGGGCAAGUGUAAAAAAGAUCUUUCACUAUCAACCGCUGGAUUACAUAAAAGAAUACUUUGGAGUGAAAAUUGGAUUGUAUUUUGCAUGGUUAGGAUUUUAUACACACAUGCUAUUCCCAGCUAGUAUUGUUGGAUUAUUAUGUUUCGCUUACAGUUGGUUUACUUUGUAUUCCAACGAGCCUAGUAAAGACGUUUGCACAUCCAACUAUACGAUGUGUGCCCUGUGCGAUCACUUUUGUGGAACCUGGAAUCUAAGAGAUACUUGCUUCCAUUCUAGGGUCACUUAUUUAUUCGAUAACCCUUCGACUGUUUUCUUCGCUGUUUUCAUGUCAUUAUGGGCGACUCUUUUUCUGGAGUUGUGGAAAAAUUAUUCAGCCGAGAUAACGCACAAGUGGGAUUUGACUAGUCUAGAUAUUCAGGAAGAACAUCCAAGACCAAAAUACUUGGCAAGGUUGGCCCAUGUUAAGAAAAAGUCUCUUAAUUUUGUAACAAACACCGUGGAACCACGAGUACCAUUUUGGAAAGUACGAUUACCAGCCACUAUUUUUAGUUGCUCGGUCGUGUUACUUCUUAUUAUUGUAGCGAUGGCUGCUGUACUAGGAGUUGUUUUAUACAGAAUGUCCCUUUUAACGGCUCUCUAUGGUUUUUCAAAUAAUUCCAUGGUAACAAGCUACGCUAUACUUUUGACAACCGCAACAGCUGCUGCUAUCAAUUUAUGUUGCAUUGUAGUUUUUAAUUGGAUUUACAUUUGGCUCGCGGAGUAUCUGACAGAGGUAGAGCUUCCUCGCACGCAAACUGAAUUUGACGACAGUCUUACGUUAAAAAUUUACCUAUUAGAGUUCGUGAACUAUUACGCAUCGAUUUUUUACAUUGCGUUUUUUAAAGGUAAAUUUAUUGGAUAUCCGGGUAAUUAUAAUCGCUUUUUUAAUUCGCGACAGGAGGAGUGUGGCCCAGGUGGUUGUUUAUUAGAAUUGUGCAUACAACUUGGUAUAAUAAUGAUUGGAAAGCAGGCCGUGAAUUCGAUAUUAGAAAUGUUAUUUCCCUUAUUUUACAAGUGGCUCAAUACAAUUAGGGUUCACGUUGGACUGCAGAAAACACCAACCGAAGGCAGAAAUCUCUCCAGAAUGCAUUUGCAAUGGGUCAGAGAUUAUAAGCUCGUGCAAUGGGGCCCCAGAAGUUUAUUUCCAGAAUAUUUAGAAAUGGUUUUGCAAUAUGGUUUUGUAACUAUUUUUGUUGCCGCAUUUCCACUUGCGCCACUUUUUGCUCUAAUUAAUAAUGUUUUUGAAAUGCGAUUAGAUGCAAAGAAGUUGCUUACGUUGUAUCGCCGCCCAGUUAGUCAGAGAGUGAGAAAUAUCGGAGUGUGGUAUCGAAUUCUAGACUCAAUAUCAAAAUUCUCUGUCAUUACUAAUGCUUUCAUAAUUGCAUUCACUUCGAACUUCAUUCCAAAACUUGUCUAUCAACUUGUCGUUUCAGAUGAUCAUACCCUUAAAGGAUAUUUAGAAAAUGCACUUUCCAAAUUCAAUACCAGCCAUGAUCCACAAAAUUAUGUAAACAUAACAAUUUGUCGAUAUCCCGAUUACAGAGAGCCGCCUGAUUCGCCCGAUAAAUAUAAUUAUACAGAUUUAUUUUGGCAUAUUCUUGCGGCACGAUUAGCUUUUGUCGUCGUAUUCGAGAAUGUCGUGGCUUUAGUUAUAAUUAUCGUUCGAUGGUGUAUUCCGGACAUGAGUCCAAAGCUUCGGGAUAAAAUACGCAGAGAAGCAUACAUAACUAAUGAAAUUAUUAUACAACACGAAGCACAGCGAGUUAGUAAAUUAUCAUCUAAUGAACUUAUCCGAACAGAAGAACAUGAUUUAGAAUUAGAUAAUGCAAAUCACUGGAGUCGAGUGUUAGAAAGUUCUUUGACGCCGUAUGACUUUGACCUUGAAGUUCAUGGCAGUCCAAUGUCUCCAGCAAUGGGUACUUCGAGUAUGGGACCCGUUGAACUUUAGAAUCUCAAAAUAACAAUACAUUUAAUUAUUUAUAUGUGAAACGUAUUUUUAAUUACGUUACUUUCCACUAAUUCGUUUUCAAUGAUUCAUUUAUUUCCGACAACUUAUGUUAUACAUUUUCUCGUACUUCGUAAUGUAUAAAAAUAGGUAAAUAGUUUGAAAAUAAUUGCCAAGUAAAUG